GCACGAACCAAUGAACCGAUCCGCCGAGGUCGCGGCCUUCCAGAAGCUCGUUCCUGCCGCCGACAUUGAGACGUGCACGCACGAGCAGCUCCAGGCGUCGCUGCAGUACACGCGCCAGCGCAAGCUGCGAUUGCGCCUGCGCUUCCCGGCCGAGUACCCCCGUAGUGAGCUUUUGAUUGAGAUUCUGAGCACGUCGCUGCCCGACGUCGCACUGCGCCGCCUCACCAAGUUUGCCGACGCCAAAGCCAAAGAGCUCAGCAAAGACGGCUUGCCGCAGGUGCAGGCCAUUGUCGAGUUCGUCCAGUCGUCGCUCAGCGAGAACAAGCUCCUUUAUGCGUUCGACGAGGUGCGCCAGCUCCGCCUCCUCGCCGACGCCAACGGCGGCGAAGUGAAACUCGUCAACGAGCGGGCGGGGCGCAUCAAGGUGCUACUGCGUCAAGGCCCGUAUUUUUUCCAGGUCAACGUCAAGAUCGACGACCACUACCCCGACUCGACGAUUCGCGUGGCGUGCGACGAGUCCAACUUGCCGCCCAAUGUCGUGGACAUUAUUGUCAAGCGAGCCAACGAAAUGGCCCGGCGCAUUACCCUCGGCUACACGGCCGACCAGGCGCUAUAUGCCUCCAACCCGCUCAAGAAGCCACUGAGCCUCCUCGCGCCGCCCGAGCCCACAAAGAAGGCAGCGCCAGGGUUGAAAAAGUUUGGCAAGGCCGCCAAAGCUGCUCCGGUGCCCAUCGUCAUCAAGGAAGCGCACAAGGACAAGAUUGCACCGCUGUAUUACGCUGCCGACGGCGGCCUCUUGCAUCAGUCGCCGCUCGAUGAAGCCGUCAAGAGCAUUCUACCCGUGGUCAAGACCUAUCUCUACGAGACCAUGCUCAAGUCCCUCCCGUCCACGACGUGUCCGGAGUGCGCGCAGUUGGUACUGCCGACCAAUCCGACGACAGCACUCGACGCCAACGCCGUGCCGCUGCAGGCGUACUGCGGCCACUGGUUCCACACCGAGUGCCUCGGCAAGAAGCUCCAGUCGCCGCCGUUCGCGCACCCGUGUGUGGCGUGCCACGUCAUCUUGCACCACCCCCGGUGGCCGUCGGACCUCGCCGAGCUCUCGACACGCUACGAGCGAGAGCAGCGCCUCGCGCGCGAAAUCGCCGAGAUCGCCGACAUGUUUUAAGCGCUUCGAAAGUCCUACGCGCUUCCUUUUCUCGCAUGAACGUACGCUUGCUGGACCACAUAGCCGCGUUGAUGGCCCCGACGUACGUCGCUGUUG
This is a messenger RNA of Saprolegnia diclina VS20, 1264 nucleotides long. RefSeq lists its product as hypothetical. The transcript is spliced from 9 exons. Gene Ontology annotation, molecular function: protein binding. The record is from RefSeq and is a predicted model, not a curated record. NCBI's taxonomy places the organism in Eukaryota, Oomycota, Saprolegniomycetes, Saprolegniales, Saprolegniaceae. Bases 11 to 1168 code for a protein of 385 amino acids.